AUGGAACUAAACAAUAUUGAUCACUGUCAGUCAAAAUACUUUCAGACCGCUCUAACUCCAAAUACGCAUCCAGAUCUUACCCAGCUUUCUUUUACAAACAGCAUGAAAAGCAACGGUUAUAAAACUUACGAGACAGAAAAAUUGUCCUAUUAUCAUACACCAGACUAUACUACCGAACAUAAUCACCCUCACCAUGUCCUCGCGUCUCAUCACAACAGUCUAAAAACGAAGAGUCAUCGCGUCACAAAGGCUGCCACUCAAGAGGCUAAUGACAAACCUUUUAAAUGUACGGUACCAGGUUGUAUCAAGUCUUACAAGAAUCCAAACGGUUUAAAGUACCAUGCUGAACAUGGACAUCGGUCUGCUCUAUCGGAUACGGAAGAAAAGAAGCCGGCUAUUAAACCUUAUAGAUGCAAUUAUCCUGAAUGCGAAAAACGAUACAAGAAUCCAAAUGGUUUAAAAUACCACCUCGAACAUGCACAUGCACAUCAUGCCAUAAUUCAUCGAGGAUAA
Molecule: messenger RNA, 513 nt
Organism: Funneliformis mosseae
Lineage: Eukaryota; Fungi; Glomeromycota; Glomeromycetes; Glomerales; Glomeraceae
Source: the annotation of a GenBank genome assembly